AGUACAGUGGUUGUGUCAUUGUCCAUCACUGGUUGAACAUAGUUACAGAGGAAGCAGCAAUAAGAAGAAAAACAGAUGGAAUAUUUCACUCGUGUAUGCAUAUUACUGGUGUUAUCAUUGGUCGCAGAGACAUGUGCAUCAGCAGAUCAGUCGUAUGCCCUCUGUGGUGGUCAAAAGGGUUUUAUACGUUGUCUGAAAGGAACCAAAAUUCAGAUUCUAACCGCCAGUUACGGACGAACAGACCCCAAGCUGUGUCCCAGUGGUAAAACAGAUACACGAACAUGUCAUUCAAAAACAUCGGAACUGAAGGUCAAAUGGAACUGUAAUGGGUACAGGACAUGUCAUCUUCAGGCCACUGACCAGAACUUCGGGGAUCCGUGUCCUAAGUAUUCCAAAUAUCUGGAGGUCAAGUAUCGUUGCGUGAAGACCCCAAAUCCACAUCCUGCAGAGAAAACAAUCAUCGCCUUUAAUGCGUACACCACCAAACAUUUGCACCUAAAUCCAAAUUCUCCUAUCAAUGUUGUUUAUGAUGGCGUCCAUCUCAACAGAGGAAUGGCCUACAAUCGUCAUAGUGGAUUCUUCACAGCGCCCUCUGACGGACUGUAUAUUUUUACAUGGACAAGUUUGGUGCUCUCUAAAAAAAUCUUUGACACAAAUAUUCUUGUCAAUGGAAUUCAUAAAGGCUACUCAAAUUGUAACAAUCGUUAUAAUCCAGGGUUUGGAAACUGUGCCAAUACUGUACCACUGAUUCUCAAAACUGGUGACAAGGUCAACAUCCGUACAACCACCGCUGACAAUUUGUCUGCAAAUUGGUCGAGUUUCAAGGGAUGGAAAGUGUAAAAUAUAUAAUAAAGAGAAUUUUAAAGAAGA
Messenger RNA from Ostrea edulis (European flat oyster), 870 nucleotides. RefSeq lists its product as uncharacterized. Gene Ontology annotation, molecular function: protein binding; carbohydrate binding. Lineage: Eukaryota; Metazoa; Mollusca; Bivalvia; Ostreida; Ostreidae. The transcript has 4 exons. The record is from RefSeq and is a predicted model, not a curated record. The coding region runs from base 76 to 840 and encodes 254 amino acids.